AUGUCGGACGCAACCGAAUUUAGUGCCGUUAACUUUGCCUUCUACCGCUAUGACCCGAGCAUGGGCGCCGCCGUUCUUUUCAUCCUGCUAUUUACGGCCACCACAGGCUAUCAUGCCUUCCAAAUGACCCGCACGCGCACCUGGUUCAUGAUCCCGUUCAUCCUCGGGGGUAUCUUUGAGACAAUCGGGUACAUAGGACGCGCCGCAUCCAGUCAGCAAAGCCCCAACUGGACGCUAGGGCCCUACAUCGUGCAAACCCUGUUCCUGCUGCUCGCGCCGGCCCUCCUCGCUGCCUCAAUUUACAUGCUCCUCGGCCGCAUCAUUCUGAUCAUGAAGGCCGAAUCCUACGCCCUCCUGAAGAAGAAAUGGCUCACCAAGAUCUUCGUAACGGGUGACGUCCUCUCUUUCCUUCUCCAGGGCGCCGGCGGCGGCAUCCAAAGCUCAGGCAACAUGACCACCUACCGAACAGGCGAACACAUCAUCGUCUUCGGCCUCAUCAUCCAAAUCCUCUUCUUCGGCGUGUUCAAAGUGAUCGCCUCCCACUUCUACUGGAACAUCAACCGAUCGCGAGCGUAUGGGCAUGAUAUCCCUUGGCGUAAAUACCUACACGUGCUCUACGCGACUAGCUUCUUGAUUAUGGUGCGCUCUAUCUUUAGGUUGGCCGAGUAUCUCCAGGGGAAUGAUGGGGUUUUGCUUCAACAUGAGGUGUUUCUGUAUCUAUUUGAUGCGGUGUUGAUGUUGGGGACUAUGCUUGUUUUUAAUGUCGUGCAUCCGGGUGGGAUUGUUGAAGGGUUUCGUGGUGGUUUGGUUGCGGGGGAUGAGUUCGUGGCGUUGAAGUAAUGGUCAUGUUUUGAGAGGAUGUUGGAAG
Messenger RNA from Aspergillus homomorphus CBS 101889, 868 nucleotides. RefSeq names its product RTA1 domain-containing protein. Lineage: Eukaryota; Fungi; Ascomycota; Eurotiomycetes; Eurotiales; Aspergillaceae. The transcript is spliced from 3 exons. The coding region runs from base 1 to 840 and encodes 279 amino acids. Gene Ontology annotation, cellular component: membrane. The record is from RefSeq and is a predicted model, not a curated record.